Leishmania braziliensis MHOM/BR/75/M2904 is the source of this 4896-nucleotide messenger RNA. RefSeq names its product conserved TLD domain protein. NCBI's taxonomy places the organism in Eukaryota, Euglenozoa, Kinetoplastea, Trypanosomatida, Trypanosomatidae. The coding region runs from base 1 to 4896 and encodes 1631 amino acids. The record is from RefSeq and is a predicted model, not a curated record. The transcript has a single exon.
AUGGAGCGCCCGUCCACAGCAUCCCCGCCCCCCGCGGCCAGCGCGCUGACCGACACACGACUUCUGCAGCUCUCUCUCCGGAAUGCUGUCGCGUCGGCAGCAGCCGGCAAGGCGACCAUCGCCGCGAAUAACUACGCCCUCGCCAUCAAAGUCAUCCAUCGCAAGUGUUUCCUGCUGGAGGAGCUCGCGCUGUUGGCACUCGCCAUGGGCUACGAAGCUCGCAAGGCGGCAAAUACAGCGGCGCCGCGCGUCGACGACGACGACGACAACGGCAGAAACAACAGAGGCGGCGACAGCACCGCAACCACCGCUCAGCAGGACUACCCUCUCACAGCUGACCUCUCCGCUGGGGAAGCACAGCAGCAGCAGCAGCUGGUGGAUCCGCUGGCAAACGUUGGGAUGCUUCUGCCGCCUGGCUUGGACGAAGAUGACUACGACGCGGAGCGGUCGUACUUUGAACAGAAAUUGCAGCGUGAACAACAUCAGCAGCGGGCAGCGACGAUGCCCGCGUCGCGGAACAGCGCCAGCAGCGCAUCUCCUGUGUCGUCGAUCAGCCCUCCUGCAGACGACUCGACGCCAGGCUACGACACGGCAACCGCACGGUGGCUCGCCUGCCUGCUCGCCAAGGUGCACCCGGAUGCACUGCCGAUCGCAACACUGGAGAAGAUCUGCAAAGUUCCACUAACGAGCUCACUCAAAACGGCCGCAUCAUCGCCGACCUUCUCUGGCGAAAGAAUUGACACGUUGACUGGCCGCCCCAACAACAGCGGCGACGCCACGUCAUCGUCGGUGACAGCUGCCCCCUUCUCCGCGCCACUCUCACUUCUGCUCUCGACUCUUCUCUGGAACGUCGCGUGUGCGCUAUGGAACGAGGGCUUCAUCGAGGACGCGCACCACUGGCUCUCUGCCAUAGACGUGCGACGGCUGUGGAGUCUCUACAGCGAAUUGGGCCGCAGUGGUCACCAUACGCGGGCCGCGGCGCCAUCGCCGUCACCACCCUUUGCCUUCAGCGAGCCCCUCGAGGAGGACGUGAACAGCGACGACCGUGCGUGUGCGCUAAGCUGGCCGGCGGUGUUGGCAGAGAGCUGUGCGGCAGACGAGCCGCCAUCCUCGCGCCCGCCAUCGCUGCCAUCGGCAGCCAGGGAAAGCCAAUCCGGAGGCACCGGCACGACUGUCGACUCACGGGGCGAGCAGCAGGAUUGUGUCACCUUUAGCCCAGCUGCACCACAAUCGCAAUCGGGGAUCCUACUCUCCGCCCUUGCUCAGGCCAGCGGGCCGCUGCCCAUGACCAGCUUGGCUGCGUGCUUCGACAGUCCUGCGCAGCUCGAGAGCGGCAACGAGGACGAUGAUGCGGCGGCCAGCAAUGAUGCGGCUGCAGCUGCCACGCAGUCGAGCACGGAGAAGAGCGAUGUGGGAGACGCUGCAGCAGCAGCCGCGAAUCCAGAGACCCGUACGACUGUUCUCGCCAGCUUUGUCCGCCGCCUCGCGCGUCGCGCCAGCGCGUUGCGCGACCUCUGUGGGCUCAUGAUUGCCUGCGAGACGGCCGAAGACGUUUUCUACGUCCUGUACGCACUGAGCGGUGCUCUUGCGACACAGCAGUGUAAGCACGACCAGCAGCGGGGGCAACAGCUAGCCGCGGAAGUGACAACAGAAGCGGAGGCGGCGGCCGGUGAGGAGGAUGAGAACAGUUCACCAUCCAGGACCCUUGCAGCAGCGACCCGAGGCGCAGCGACAACAACAAGCUCCACCGCCACUACUACUGCCCCUACUAGUACCGGUGGAUUGUCCGAACUUCUCAUCAUUGCAAACCUGCUCAUCGAACUCUUCCUCACAAAGCGAGCGCAGCAGCUCUUGUUGGAGGAGGAUGUAUUGCACCCCAUUGCUUCUGGCGUCGCCACUGUGCCGUCGUCGCUCCCGACGGGCGGACGUGGCGGUGGUGCGUACGAUGCGGCCCACUCCCUUCCACAUCAGCAGCAGCAGCAGCGGCACACCGACCGCGCCAUCCGCCACGCAUGCGAUGAAAUUGUAUGCACCUUUACUAACGGCCGCUGCCACACCCUCUACGCACUUGAAGCGUACGGCAUCCCUCCCCCAUGCGACGGCGGCAGCAACGCCGCCGAGACACAUCUGUUGGCACCUGAGCUGCCCUACGCUCUCGUGAGCAACGUGCUGAGCAUCACGCUCAACUACUCCACCCUGUAUCGCUUUAGCAAGGUGUAUCAUGGCGUGAUGGGACAUCGCAGCUACGCCGCUGCAGAGCGCCAUCAUGCGGGUGGGAUGGGCGGCUCAGCACCAUCCUCUUCGGCAGCAGCGGCAGCGGCCGCCGCGUCCGUCUUGAGUCAUCCGAACCGCACGCGACGCGCCACAGAGGAGGAGAAGGAGCGCCGACGCGCAUGGACAAUGCCGCCGGCUGCCACAUCGGCAGCGCCGCUGAGGGCAGCACCGCCGCAUCCACACGCUUCAGCGCCAUCGACCCCUGCGAACGUCGGAACCCUCUCACAAAGCCUCACUGGUGAGCUCUUUGGCUUCGUGAAGAAGCGGGUGGCAAGCUGGGGCAACCUCAUUCACGCCAGCGUAGCCCCAGAGUCGCGCAGUAGUGAUCACUACCAAGACGUACGGCCAUCCUUCAGCGUGACCGAUGCGGCUGGCGGGGACGGCAGCAACAAAGAGAGAGUGGCACUGAGGGUGGCGACGCCGUGGUCCGCUGGAUCAUCAGCGACGCUCACAAGCAACAGCACCAGCUUGGCAGACGCCAGUAGCACCAGCAACGCCUACCUCAGCAAAGUCGGCGGGGACGCACAACGCGGCGCGUCCGCGACAACGUCAGUGUCUCUCUCCCGUCAGCGCCGCCCUGGUCGAGGUCGGGUGUAUGAGCUCAAGACGAGAGGUGUGGAAGCGUCGGAGCUGAUGUUGCCCUCCUCAUCGUCCACUGCGGUGUCGCUCUUGGCUGAAGAAAACGAACUGAUAGGACUUGCCAGCAUCAUCAGCGAGCCUGCCGCCACGGUAGGGCCAGAGCUCAGCGCCAGAGACAGCAGCACCCUCUGCCUCUCCUCCGCAGUGCCCCCGAGCCAAGAGCAACAGCAACAACGACUACCGACAUCAGCUGCGCCAGCGACGGCGCUGCACACGCCAGCUGCCCAACUCCAGAGUCGAUGCCGCAGCGAGGCUGUCAGUCUGCGUCUGCUCGCACUGCUCUAUCGGUACCCGCAGCUGCAUGCGCUGGAGCCUGUCAAGGCGAGUCACGUGACCCUGGUAGCGAAGGAGCUGAACAAGGCACUGCACCUUGUACAGGCAGCGAUGCGAGGCCGUUUCGGCGAUGAGUGGUGGCUGCAGUGGCGCACACGACGCGAGGGCGAGACGCAGCGCUACUACUCAAACGCGCUGGCAGAUGCGCAGCGAGGCGGCUACACCCUUAGCUCGCCGACCACGGCACUGCCCUCGCCCCUGUCAAGGGCAACAGGAGCGGUGGGCGCUGCGGCGGUACCAGAGGAAGCGAAGCCAUUGAGGGCAGCGCGUGGCGUGUCCGCGGUGCAGUCGGACCCAUUUCUACUUUUUGCAGAGGUUCGGUCUCGGCACGCAUUCCCCACGCAGGAGCGGGGUGAGACGAACGCAAUAGUGGCGGAUGCGGUGGGGUUCGAUGGGGUACCCCCGCCGUCUGUGCUCCCGCUGUCAUCAUCCUCGCUGACCAGCACCGUACUCUCCGCCCUGCAGCUCACACGCCCCUUGUCGAUGUCUGCGGACGAGGCGCUGCGGCAAUCUCUUCAGGCGCCAGGGGAGCACUUCACCCCCGCCACUUUGCCAGGGGCGUCCACGGAAGCGAUGCACGGAAGCGCGCACGGCUCUGAGAUGCUGCUCGAUGUGAAGUGGGAUAUCCCGCCAGCCUACACACCCGAAGUCUCACUCGACUUCUCGGCCUUCACGACGACGUCGGUGGAGACGCAGGAAAGCACGCGGCAGCUUGUGGAGCUCCUGCAGCAGCGGGAAGAGGCGUGUGACGACGAGGACGACAACAAUGACGAUGAUGGCCGCGUAGGUAGCGCUGCAGGUGGGCCUGGCGUGUCGGUACUGUCGCGUGCGUGUCGCCGGCUGCUGCACAACGAGCUUCCAUUGCUACAGCAGUACAGCCCGUGGCGCGUUAUUUACAGCACACGGCUGCACGGCAUCAGCCUGGGCACCCUCUUCGCCAACUGCCGCCGUGAGGCGGAGCGCCACGGCCUCUCUGGCUACGUCGCGAAUCCCGCCGUGCCCACGCUGUUGGACUCGAAGCCGAUGCUGCUGGUGCUGGAGUUACCGUCGUCGACAACGCUACAGUUUGCCGAGGACGACGCCGGCGUGCGAGAGGCGUGGGCCCACUCCAACGCACCCACCAGCACGCCACCGUCCCCUCCCAUAACGCAGCCGGCGCCACCGCAGCCAACAACCAACGCCAGCCCCCGCGGCCACCGGCCCAACAGGCUCUUUAUUGGCGCGUUUCUCUCCGACUCGUUACGGACUGAGUCGCGGCGGUACUACGGCAAUCAAGACUGUUUUGUCUUUCAGCUGCUCGUGCCUGGCACGGUCGGGGUGAAAGAGGCUGCGCCCGGCGCUGCGCAUACAGAGACAGGGCCGCAGCUCCGUGUCCACCGUGCCAGUCACCGCAACAAGCAGUUUAUCAACUGCCGCACCACAUCCAUCGUGAUCGGCGGCGGCGAGGGUGGAAGCAGCAUUUACCUUGACGACACCCUCUGCCACGGCGCAACAAGCUCGUGCGCCACCUUCUCGUCGCCGCCUCUGAGCACCUGGCUGUCCCCGCCGUGCGCGGAGUCCGGGGUGUGCACCGAUGGCCAGGGCGACCGCUACGGAGAGCACAGAAGUUUGUGCAUUAUGAAUGUGGAAGUCAUUGUGAUGGACGCGUAG